AUGGCCGCGUCUCCCAUGGUGGUGCCGCGCAUGAAGCUGGGCUCGCAGGGGCUCGAGGUCUCGGCGCAGGGCAUCGGCUGCAUGGGCAUGCCCGCCUACUACGGCCCGCCCAAGCCGGAGCCGGACAUGAUCGCGCUCAUCCACCACGCCGUCUCCGCCGGCGUCACCCUCCUCGACACCUCGGACGUGUACGGGCCCCACACCAACGAGCUCCUCCUCGGCAGGGCGCUGCAGGCAGGUGGCGGGGUGAGGGAGAAGGUGCAGCUGGCCACCAAGUUCGGCGUCCUCAUGGACGCCGACGGCAACUGGGGGGUCCGCGGCGACCCGGCGUACGUGCGCGCCUCGUGCGAGGGCAGCCUCCAGCGCCUUGGCGUCGACUGCAUCGACCUCUACUACCAGCAUCGCAUUGACAACAGGGUGCCCAUCGAGGUCACGGUAGGUGAACUGAAGAAACUAGUUGCAGAGGGCAAGAUCAAAUACAUUGGUCUGUCCGAAGCAUCGGCGUCGACGAUCAGGAGAGCGCACGCAGUUCAUCCCAUCACUGCUGUGCAGCUGGAGUGGUCUCUCUGGUCAAGAGAUGUUGAAGCUGACAUAAUCCCGACUUGCAGGGAGCUUGGCAUUGGAAUAGUGGCAUAUAGUCCACUGGGCAGAGGGUUCUCGUCAAGCGGUCCUAAGCUGGUCGACACCUUGUCUGAUCAAGAUUUCCGCAAGGAUCUGCCGAGGUUUCAGCCGGAAAGCAUGGAGAAGAACGCCGUGAUCUUUGAGAAAGUCAACGCAAUGGCGGCGAGGAAGGGGUGCACGCCGUCGCAGCUGGCGUUGGCCUGGGUUCACCACCAGGGGCCCGACGUCUGCCCCAUACCCGGGACGACGAAGGUUGAGAAUUUCAACAGCAACGUGGCGGCGCUUUCGGUGAAGCUCACACCUCAGGACAUGUCUGAGCUCGAGUCUUAUGCGUCGGCAGAUGUCCAGGGUGAUCGCUACCAUGAAAGCUUCCCCAACACUUGGAAGGAUUCGGAGACACCUCCCCUCUCGUCCUGGAAGCCUGAGUAA
Miscanthus lutarioriparius is the source of this 1050-nucleotide messenger RNA. Lineage: Eukaryota; Viridiplantae; Streptophyta; Magnoliopsida; Poales; Poaceae. The record is from the annotation of a GenBank genome assembly.